Messenger RNA from Nematolebias whitei (Rio pearlfish), 1713 nucleotides. RefSeq names its product EH domain-containing protein 2-like. Gene Ontology annotation, biological process: endosomal transport; endocytosis. Gene Ontology annotation, cellular component: cytoplasm; plasma membrane. Bases 1 to 1638 code for a protein of 545 amino acids. Gene Ontology annotation, molecular function: GTP binding; protein binding; calcium ion binding. The record is from RefSeq and is a predicted model, not a curated record. The transcript has 6 exons. NCBI's taxonomy places the organism in Eukaryota, Metazoa, Chordata, Actinopteri, Cyprinodontiformes, Rivulidae.
AUGUCCAUCCGGAGGUUUUGGAGCACUCCUAAAACGCUAGGAGACGUCAAUGGGGUGACAGAGGAGCUGAAGAAUCUUUACUACAAGAGGCUGCUGCCGAUAGAGAAACACUACUCCUUCCAUCACUUUCACUCACCGAGCUACGAGGAUGCAGACUUUGACAACAAGCCGAUGGUGCUGGUGAUGGGUGAGUACUCAACAGGAAAGACAACUUUCAUCAGGUAUCUCAUAGAGGAAGACUUUCCUGGUAGCAGAGUUGGUCCGGAGCCAACCACUGACUGCUUCACAGCCCUCAUGUAUGGAGAAAAGACUCAAACCAUUCCUGGGAAUGCCCUAACAGUGGAUCCAAAAAUGCCCUUUCGCAACCUUGAUCCAUUUGGAAACUUGUUUCUAAACAGAUUUCAGUGUGUCCAGAUGCCAAAUCCAGUCCUUGAAAGUAUCAGCAUAAUUGACACACCAGGCAUCUUAACAGCUGCAAGAAGAAAACUUAGCCGAGGCUACGACUUCCCAGCUGUACUGCGCUGGUUUGCAGAGCGUGUGGAUCGGAUCAUCCUCCUGUUUGACGCUCAUAAACUGGACUUCUCGGAUGAGCUCACCCGGGCCUUUGGGGCUCUGUACAGCUAUGAGGACAAGCUGCGUGUGGUUCUCAACAAAGCUGACACAAUAGACUCUCAGCAGCUCAUGAGAGCGUAUGGCGCCCUCAUGUGGUCACUGGGUAAAGUGUUUCGAACCCCUGAAAUCCUGCGUGUUUAUAUUGGAUCUUUCUGGUCGGAGCCGAGGCAGGCGUGCGAUCACUACCAGCUGAUUGAGCUAGAGGAGGAGGAUCUGCUGGCUGAUGUGAGGAACCUGCCACGCAAUGCAGCAGUGCGCAAGCUGAAUGACUUGGUGAAGAGAGCUCGCUUAGUCAGGGCUCAUGCACACAUCAUCAGCUUUCUGAAGCAGGAGAUGCCAAGAGUUUUUUGCAAAGAAAGAAAGAAGCACAACCUGAUAUAUCAGCUUCCUGUGAUUUUUAGAAAUAUCCAGCAGCAGCAUCGAGUCCCAGCUGGAGACUUCCCAGACUGCACCAAGAUGCAGGAAAAACUUUUGGGUCAGGACUUCUCAAAGUUCAAGAAACUGAAGCCCAGCCUGAUGGCUUCUUUAGAUAAACUCCUGACCUCAGAUGUAGCCAAGCUGGUUCCCUUACUCCAACUGCAGGAGGAGAAGAAGAAAUCCCUCCCCAGUGUGUUGGAUGGAGAAUUUUUAGGAACUUUCAGGCGUGAGCAUUUCACACAAGACCCAUUUAAGGAAAUCGCCAAAGACGACGAGAGCAGCGAGAUGGAUUUGGACGAGUGGGCUGUGGAGAAAUACAAACCCAAAUACGAUGAGAUUUUCUACAGCCUGAGUCCUCGUGACGGAAAACUCAGAGGCACCAAAGCCAAAGAAUGGAUGACAACCACUCUUCUGCCUCAUUCUGUGCUCGCUCACAUCUGGAGGCUGGCAGAUGUUGAUAAAGACGGCAUGUUGGACGAUGAGGAGUUCGCUUUGGCGGUCCAUCUUAUUGAGGGAAAGCUAGAAGGACACUGGCUCCCUAAAGAGCUUCCCUCUCAUCUGGUGCCACCAUCCAAACGGCCGAAUACACCGAGUGACGCAUCAGUUUAAUCCUUGUAUACAAAACCAUGAAUAUCUGAAGAAUAGUCACGUAAAUGUGUACUAAAUGUUCUUAAUAUAAACUAU